Molecule: messenger RNA, 3967 nt
Organism: Hypanus sabinus (Atlantic stingray)
Lineage: Eukaryota; Metazoa; Chordata; Chondrichthyes; Myliobatiformes; Dasyatidae
Product: clathrin light chain A-like
Exons: 9
Coding region: 2982-3659 (225 amino acids)
Biological process (GO): clathrin-dependent endocytosis; clathrin coat assembly; intracellular protein transport
Cellular component (GO): plasma membrane; postsynaptic endocytic zone cytoplasmic component; clathrin coat of trans-Golgi network vesicle
Molecular function (GO): structural molecule activity; clathrin heavy chain binding
Source: RefSeq, a predicted model, not a curated record
AGAAAAGAUUACAGUCAAUGUUCAGGCCAAGACCAGAAAGCAGAAAGUGGGGGGGAGGGAAAGACGUGCUUGAUGGUGGGAUUGCUCCCUACGUGCCUCACUUGUCCAUUUGUCCCUCCCCACUGAUAUCCCCCCGGCACUUACCCUUGCAAGUGGCACAAGUGCUACAGCUGCCCCAACACCUCCUCCCUCACUACCACACAGGGCCCCAAACAGUCCUUCCAGGUGAGGCGACCCUUCACCUAUGAGUCUGUUCGGGUCAUAUACUGUGCUCUCGGUGGCCUCUUAUAUAUCGGUGAGACCCGAUGUAGAUUGGGAGACCACUUCACCAAGCACCUAUACUCCAUCCACCAGGAAAAGCGGGAUCUCCCAUUGGCCACCCAUUUAAAUUCUACUUCCCAUUCCCAUUCUGGUAUGUCUAUCCAUGGCCUCUACUGUCAUGGGAGGUCACACUCGGGUUGGAGAAACAACACCUCAUAUUCCAUCCUGGUGGCCUCCAACCUGAUGGCAUGAACAUCACUUUCUCAAACUUCCGGUAGUGCCCCACCUCCUUCACCAUUCCCCAUCCCCUUUUCCUCUCUCACCUCAUCUCCUCGCCUGCCCAUCACCUCUCCCUGGUGCUCCUCCCCUUUCCUUUCUUCCAUGACCUUCUGUCCUCUCCUAUCAGACUCCCCCCUUCUCCAGCCUUGUAUCUCUUUCACCAAUCAACUUGCCAGCUCUUUACUUCAUCCCUCCCCCUUCAGGUUUCACCUAUCACCUUUAUUACUUUAUUGUUGCCAAACAAUUGAUACUAGAGCAUACAAUCAUCACAGCGAUAUUUGAUUCUGCGUUUCGCGCUCCUUGGAAUACAAAUCAAUAGUAAAUAUAAUAAAAAUUUAAAUCAUAAAUCACAAAUUAAAAAAAUAGAAAAGGGAAAAUAAGGUAGUGCAAAAAAAACCGAGAGACAGGUCCGGAUAUUUGUAAAGUACGGGCCAGAUCCGGGUCAGCAGUCUUAUCACAGUUGGAAAGAAGCUGUUCCCAAAUCUGGAAAGAAGCCUUGUGUUUUUCUCUCUCCCUUCCCCUCACCUUUUAAAUUGACUCCUCAGCUUUUUCUCUCCUGUCCUGCAGAAGGGUCUCGGCCUGAAAUAUCAACAGUACUCUUUUCCAUAGAUGCUGCCUGGCCUGCUGAGUUCCACCAGCAUUUUGUGUGUGUUGCUUGGAUUUCCAGCAUCUGCAGAUUUUCUCUUGUUUGUUGAUGGCCAAAUUUGUGGACGAUAAAAGAUAGGAGGAGGGGCAGGUAGUACUGAGAAAGCAGAGAGGCUGCAGAAAGAUUUAGACAGAUUAGGAGAAUUAGCAGAGAGGUGGCAGAUGGAAUAAAGUGUUGGCAAGAGUUAUGCACUUUGAUAGAAAGAAUAAAAGCAUAGAUAAUUUUCUAAGCAAUGAGAAAAUUAAAAAAUCUGAAGUGCAAAGGGAUUUGUGAGUCUUUGUGCAGAUUUCCCUAAAGCUUAAUUUGCAGGUUGAAUCAGUGGUGAGGGAGGAAAAUGCAAUUUUAGCAUUAAUUUCAAGAGGACUAGACUAUAAAAGCAAGGAUGUAAUGCUGAGGCUAUAUAAGGUACUGAAGAGCAGUUUGGGGACCCUUAUUUAAGAGAGGAUGUGCUGACGUUGGAGAGGGUUCAUUGAAGGUUCAUGAGAAUGAUUCCAGGUAUGAAAGGGUUAACAUAUAAGCUGCAAGUGAAGGCUCUGGGCCUGUACUCACGAAUGUUGAAAAAUGAGGGGGGAUCUCAUUGAAACAUAUCAAAUAUUGAUAGAUCCAGACUGAGUGGAUAUGAAGAGGAUGUUUCCUUAGGUGGGGGAGUCUAGGACCAGAGGGCACAGCCUCAAGAUAGAAGAAAGUUCAUUUAGAACAGAGAUGAAGAGGAAUUUCUUCAGCCAGAGGGUGGUGAAUUUGUGGAAUUCAUUGCUGUGGAGGCUAGAUCACAGGGUGCACUUACGUCAGAGGUUGAUAGGUUCUUGAUUAGUCAGGGUGUGAAACGUGGGAAGAAGGGAGGAGAAUAGUACAUCGGUACCAAUCAUGUUCCUUCCUGUAACAAUGCAUGGCUGAUGUGUUUGAGAUGCUGGGCCCAACUCCUCAGCAUCUGGUGGAUCAGGAGCCAGGACUGUAACCCUUCCCCACAAAGCCUUUGUGUUGGCUGCACAGAGCUUCAGUGCAUUCCUCAGAUUGUACUCCUGCUCCCUGGAAUAUGCCUUUGGCAGCACUCGCUUGUGGAUAUCUCGUCAUAUUGGAAAAGCAUCUUGUUUCUGGCAGACCAAAGUGUGUCAUUCACCAAGUUGCUGAUCUUCUAGCAGCAGUUGAUGCUGGUCUCAGUACACAACGCUGAGUCUGAGAAUAUUGUUACACAGCUGCUCGUAGCAAACUUCAACAAAGGCCACUGCAUCCCUUUCCAGACACAAGCAAGGAGAUGGACAAUGAUCUCAUCUCCACAACGCAGUGAGCAUUCAGAAAAAAGCCUAACUGCAGGAAGGAUCGGCCAGGAGGGCACUGCCAGACAAGAAAGAUACUGCCUGGCCUGCUGAGUUCCUCCAGCAUUUUGUGUGUGUAUCUUGGACUUCCAGCAUCUGCAGAUUUUCUCAUGUUUGUAAUGCCUGGCUUCUUCAUCUACAAACUGUUUGUAUUUCUGGUCCCAUUUUCGGUCAUCUAUGGACAUACAAUAAAGUCAGAAUGUUCCUUAAAUCACCUUCACUUUACAUUUAUAACUGUGUUGCUAAGCACCAUUCCAAUGCCAUGUUUAAGUUAGCUGAUGACAUCACUAUUGUUGGCUGAAACAAAAGUGACGAAUCAACGUAUAGGAGGGAGACUGAAAACCUGGCCGAGUGGUGCCACAAUAACGACCUCUCACUCAACAUCAGCAAAACCAAAGAGUCAAUUACAGGAGGAGGAAACAGGAGGUCCAUGAGGCAGUCCUCAUCAGAUCAGAGGUGGAAAGGGACAGGGCACCGAGGACAUGGAUGUUGGAAACGAUGGUGCUCCCGGGGCUGAGGAUCCCGCCGCCGCGUUCCUGCACCAGCAUCACACCCAAAUCCAGGGCAUCGAGACACAGCCCGAGGGGGAAACUGCCCCGGAGCCCGACACACCGGACACCGGAGCCCGAGAGAAAACCGAUGAAGUGGAUGCUGUCCCUGGAGACUCCAGCCAGGAGAACAUUGCUGAUGUGUAUGCUGCUAUUUCUGAAGCUGAUGACCUGUACCAGGAGCCAGACAGUAUACGCAGGUGGAGAGAAGAGCAAAUGAAACACUUGGAGGCUUUAGAUGCCAACUCCCGUGAAGCGGAGCUGGAGUGGAGAGAGAAGGCUAGGAAAGAGCUGGAAGACUGGAACACACAACAGGAGGAGCAUCUGGAAGAAAUGAAAACCAAUAACAGGAUUCUAGAUGAAGCUUUCUACAAACAACCGUUCGCCGAUGUCAUUGGCUAUGUCACAAACAUCAAGCAACACUGCUACAACCUACAACAGACAGAAGACACAGCAGCAGGUGACGUCCAGGAAAUUGGCUCUGGCUCAGACUGGGAACGUGUCCUACACCUGUGCGAUUUGAACUCGAAGACCAGCAAGCCAUCCAAAGAUGUGUCCCGGAUGCGUUCUGUUCUCCUCUCUCUCAGCCAGCUACCCGUGGCUCUGAAGUAAAGCCAGAGAGUUCGGACCAAGUUUUCGUAAGAGAAAGAUUAACAUUGGCGCCGUCUGGAAGGAUCGCUGGUGUUGAAAUCUGCUCCCAUUCCUUGUCCUCUCAGGUUACCGCCUGGUGAAGGAAGGUUGUGUCCAGGAGAGGGGCUUCAUCUAUACUCAGUAACCAGGCAUUGGCUGUAUGCUUUUUGUGAAUAGUGGCUCUGCUGUUAGUGGUCUGUGUUCACUGAAUGGUGCAUUGUUUCCUUCACAGAUGUAAAUAUGGAUUAAAACUAGAUUAUAAACCAGUAUUACACUGAAGAUAAAAUAAA